AGAGAGAAUCUAGAAUCCGGGUUGACGGGAGGUCUUGAGGGCAGCAUGUGGGUAGUCUUGGGCCGCUCGCCGGGGGCUGCAUGAACACUGCCAGGCCAGCUGGGUUGUAGCGGCACGCACGCUGACCACUCCGCCACCGCCUGCCCAUAGUUAGAUAAUAAGGCUGUAAAUAAGGUUCCUUCUCCUCCCUGAUUCCUUCUUUCCUUUAAUUUAUUCCAUUUUUAUCUCCCUUCCUUUUCUUCCCUCCUUCUUUCCUCUGUUUUCCCUUCCUGCUUUCCUCUAGUCCUUCUUUUCCUUCGCUUCCUUUCUCUUUCUCUCUACUUUCUUCCUUUCUAUUAUUUUCUAUCUUUCCUGUUUUUCUUUUUCCCUUCCGUCCUUAAAUUUCUUGCCCUUCUUUCCCUUCCUUUCUUUUUCUCUCUACUUUCUCUCCUUUCUUUUAUUUCCUAACUUUCUUUCCUGUUUUCCUUUUUCUCUUCCUUCCUUAAAUUUCUUUCCCUUCCUUUCCCUUCUUUCUCUCUACUUUCUUCCUUUCUAUUAUUUUCUAACUUUCUUUCCUGUUUUCCUUUUUCCCUUCCUUCCUUAAAUUUCUAGUCCUUCUUUCCCUUCCCUUCCCUUCUUUCUCUCUAAUUUCUUCCUUUCCAUUAUUUCCUAACUUCCUUUCCUGUUUUCCUUUUUCCUUUCCCUAAAUUUCCAGCCUUUCCUUCCCUUCCUUUCCCUUUGACCACCCUUCCCUCUCCACCACCACCACCUCCACCUCCACCUCCACCUCCACCACCACCACAAUGAGCCAGGCAGUUGAAAGAAGACACGAAACGAUGAUGCCCUCCAGCGCCAACCCCAACAACCUCACCGGCACCCCACAACCCCCCACCUCCAUCCUGUCCCCCUUCUACAUCCCGCCCGACAGAAAAACCUCUGCCCAGAUCAUCCGGGAGGCGCGAGCUUCCUUGGGCGGGGGGGCGGGCGGGGGAGUGGGUGUGGGUGGCACGUCCCCCGUCCUGUCGGGUGUGGGCGUGCCGAGGCUUGGGGUCCGGACUGUGCACACCAAGAGGCCCUUUACGCCCCGGGAGAGGGAACGGACCUUGUUUGGGGGGCGCGGGGCAUCGGCCGGGGCAGGGAGGGAUGAGCGCCCCCCAUCAUCCUUCACGCUCUCACCUCUUCACUUCGACACGAGCGACAACAAUAGCAACAACAACAACAACAACAGCAGCAGGCCGGGAGGUUCUGCUGGUCCUCGCCUGCUGGUGCCCAUCGCCUCUGCUAGGUUACCUGUUGACGAUGGGGACAAGACCAAACUUCCUGCACUCAUCUCGGCCACCUCACGGAGAGUCCAGAGACACCAAUUCCGAGCACUCUCCCUAUGCGACUUGCCGGAGGAGGAUGCGGAGGAGGGGGGGGAGGAGGGACCCAGGACCCCCCUCCGAAAUGCGGGCGGCACGUUACCUAGAAGCUCCACCUUUAACGCCCUAAUGACCCUUAACCAGAGCCACCAGAGUAUAGAGGAGGAGGAGGAGGCCACCACCACCACCACCAACAACAACAACAACAACACACAACAGGAAGAUGCGAACAUGGAAACAGUCACGGACUCGCCAGCGUUCCUCCAACUCCUCAACAAGACAGACAUGGAGCUGAAGGACAUGGAAAUGCACACGGCACUUGACGCACACGGGGGACUCGGCGCGCACAUGCCUCCAAAAGCGCACACACUGACGCCUCUCCGGCCACACACAGGAAACGCACAUGAGCCAAAGACCAAGGUUGACGCACAUGGCUCUGACUUGGUGAAGAUUCAGGGGGCGCCUCUCCCUCCCGGCAGAGGUCUUAGUCUGGGCGCCAAGGUGUCUGGGCGGCUGCAGUACUCAGAGCGGAGGAAGAGUUUGAGCAAGCGGCCGGGAGUGGACAGGGACUGGAGACACGCUAAGGACGGGGCCAAGGAGGGAGAAGGAGGAGAUUCAGACGUGACGGAGGGUGUGUUGGGGGGCGGUGAGGGGCCAGCUGUUCCCCCGGCCCCCCCGCGAGAGGUGGCGGUGGACCAGGCGGUGUAUUACGAGGAGAAGGUGGCGCCCAUCCUCGACGAGAUUAUCCGAGCGCAGGGCUGUGCCGUGGAUGAGGAGGUGCUGGGGGAGCUGGUCAACAAGCUGUACGGGUGCCUGGAGGCGGGGGGGCUGCUGGGCCGACACUUUCGCUACAGGUCGCAAGUUCUCCGCGCCGUGUUCAGGCUCGUCGACCGGGAGAAUGGGGCACUGCUGGCUGCUAUUGCCCGGGUCAUGCUGGCGCUCAAGGUCUCCGGAAGCAACCUCACCUCUGUCUGCAAGCUCGUGUUCAAGGUGACUCGACAUGACGCCAAUGACUCACUCUUCCUUGAGGGCAACCUGCUGGACCUGCUCCUCGAGGCGGUGGCGUGUGUCCCCCCCCUGGAGCAGCCCGAGGCGUGUGUCUAUGGCUAUGGCGCCCUCAAGUUCCUCACCAUGAACUCCCAGCUGGUGUCGCGGCUCCUGAACCGAGGGAUCCUGGAGCUCCUCGUCCUGCAUAUGAAGCUGAUUGUGAACCAUCAACAAGAGACGGGCAGCGUACCAGAGCAGACACACUACGCCCUUGUCCAGCUAACCGGUACGCUGCGCCACGUCAGCAGCUGCGAGCGCACCUUCCCUCUGCUCCUGGUCACGGGUGCGGUGCCUCAGGUGUGCUCGCUGCUACACCACUUCUCCCACGACCAGGAUGUGACGGCCAAUGUGGUCAGGAUACUCAGCAUCAUCUCCACCCACGAGGAGUGCUGUGCUGCGGCUGCCUCUCACCCGUCAAUGCUCCCGGCGGCUGUGGGGGCCCUGAAGAAGCACGCUGCGUCCCCCGGCAUUGUGGUGCGGCUAGCCUAUGCCCUCGGGAACAUGAUGGCAAACUCCGAUGAGGCCAGGUGGAAGCUGUUCAGUGAGGAUGGCUUCACAGAGUCACUUUUGGAGCUGUUGACCGACUAUCUCCAGCGCGAUCGCCACCACCAGGCCCAGGAGAUGGUGGACCCCCUCACCCCCGCCAGUGGUACCCCAGAGGAUGUCAUGGUUAAGCUGAUCCGUGUGCUGGCUAACGUCUCCGUCCACUCACGCGUCGGCCCCGUCCUGGCUCGCUCCCGCACCUGCCUGUCGCUGCUGGUCUCGGCGCUGCAGCACAAGGGCGUGGACGAGAGUGAGGAGCUGGUGCUGUCCACGCUGGCCACCCUCAACAACCUCACCUUCUACACCAGGGACCAGCCCAUCUCAGCCCUGCAUGUGGACCUGGCAGAGUGCCUGUGUGAGAUGCUGCCCAUGGACCACGUGGAGGGGCUGGUGGAGACCAUCCGCGUGUUUGGGAACCUCACCCACUUCAAGGACAUCCGAGACAUCCUCACCAAACGCGCCGUGCUGGAGGUGUUGGUGGAGAUGCUGGACUGUGACUCCCGUGAGCUGGUCUAUGUGUGUGCUGGUGUGCUGGUCAACCUGAUGUCCGAUGCCUCGCGCAGGAGCAUAUUCCAGGCAGAGAAUGGCGUGCUGAGACUGAUUGACGUGCUGCAGUACUUUGGCUAUGGGGACUGGCAGCUGUGUAGCCUGGUGUGUCAGGUGCUGUGGAAUUUCUGUGCCUCCGCUGCCGACGUGGAGGAGGUGCUGGGGCCCAAGGAGACCGAGAAGCUGAUCUAUGUGCUGGAGGAGUUCUUGGAUGAUGACUCGUACUUCAACAACCCCGAGGUGUUUGGUGAGUGCGACCCCGACACCAAGGAGGUCGUGUAUCAGCUGUGGGAGGACUUUGCUUUCGUUGCCACCAAGCUGCUGGACCGCAUCGAAGAAAACACCACCGCGCUGCCUGUGGUCUGAGGGGGAGAGGGAGAGAGAGGGAGAGAGAGGGAGAGCGAGCGAGUGUGUGAGAGGAGAGAAAAAGAGAGAGAGAGGAGGAAGAAAGAGAGUAUGUGAGAGGAGAGUAGAAAAUGAUUUGGCCAGUAUAUAUUUUCAGCCUGAUAAAGAGAGAAAGAGGGAGAGAGAGAGAGUGUGUGUGAGAUAGAAAGUAAAAUGAUUUGGCUAGUAUUCUCAGUCCGAUAGAGAGAGAAAGAGAGAGACAGUGUGAGAGGAAAGAGAGAGAGAGAGAGGGAGAAAGAGUGUGAGAGAGGAGAGAUUAGAGUGAUUCGGCCAGUAUUCUCAGCCUCCUAGAGAGAGAGAGAGAGACCGACCUUGAUCUUAAACACUUUCAGAUCUCACAACAUCUAUUUCCCAAGGCCUCAAAGGAGAUUAAUCAGUUUUUUUUUAGUGUAUUUUCACAUUAAUGGUGCAGAAGCCUUGUCAAACUACCACUAGGCUCAUAACACCACCCAUGGAAAGACUAACACAACAUCAAUGAAAGCCUUACCAGAUGUGCGCAUGUGAGCCGAGAGGUGGUUGGGAAUGUGGGCUGAUAUCUCAUUCAAUUAAUCUAUUUGUUUUGUCCUUAAUUUAGUCAGCAUCACUCUGCAUGUUGGGUAAGAUGUUCACCGAUACUUGUACUAGUUCUAUGGGGGUAUUAUGCUGUGAUGGUGUGUGUGUGUGUGUGUGUGUGUGUGUGUCAGCUAAUGUAAACUGCAAAUCACAUCUUGUACUACUGUGAUUUGCAUGUGUGUAUGUGUGUGUGUGUGUGUGUGUGUGUGAGCGAGCGAGCAUUCAGAUUAAUUCCGUCCAUGCAUUUAUAACUAUGAACGUAAACAACACUUGCAUUUAACUUGUAAGAAAAACCCGAGAGAUGAAUUUUGGGCCAAGCAAAAUUUAACACGACACAAAACUCAUCUCUCGGCACAAGACCCGAAAAAUUGAUUGAAGAAACAGAGAGAACACACAUUAUAGUAGUUCCCAAAUCACGUGAUAACAGUAGCGGUAGUAGUAGUAAUAGUAGUAGUAGUAGUAGUGGUAGUAGUAGUAAUAGUGGUCACCUGUUCCUAUGUAUACUCAAAGCUCCGUAAUUACCUGUGUAGAUGGUCUCAUUAGUGGAUGUAUUACCUUACUGUCACUCCUAACGACAUAAUUCUCACUCUUCCUUCUCCUAUCUAUGUAAAUUUUCCCUCUCUCUAUACCUGUUCUUACCUGGUACUUAUAUAUAAUUAACUUCAUAUUAACUACUUAUUGUUAUUAUUUAUUUAUUUCUCAUUUAGUGUUCCUAUUCCUUUUGUUUGGUCUUUUUCUCCCUUGAUUAGAAAUGGCAGGGAAGAGUGUGUUAUUAUUUACUUCUUUCUCAAUUAGUACUCCUCUCCCUUUUGUUGUCUUCCUCUUCCUUGACGAGAAGUGGGACGGAAGACGAGGCAGCCACGUCUAUUCCUGUUGUGUUUCUGUCUCUCCUGCGUCUUGUCAUUUUUUCGUUUUUUUGUCCAUAACUAGACUUGUGAUUUAUGUUUUGUAUUUCUGUCUCUCCUGCGUCUUGUCAUUUUUUCGUUUUUUUAUCCAUAACUAGACUUGUGAUUUAUGCUUUUUUAUUUAUGUCUCUCCUGCGUCUUGUCAUUUUUUCGUUUUUUUGUCCAUAACUAGACUUGUAAUUCAUGUUUUGUAUUUCUUUCUCUCUUGCAUCUUGUCUUUUUUUUCGUUUCUUCGUCCAUAACUAGACUUGUGAUUUAUGUAUGGGCAGGAAGUAUUACUCAACGAAUCCUCAACUAGCUAAUAUCCUUAAUCUGUAACCACUUUUCUAUGUAUGUGCAGGAUAUCAUAACCAAUUCUCAACUAACUAACUAACAUAUCUUUCUUUGUAACCACUUUUCUAUGUAUGUGCAAGAACUCAUAACCAAUUCUCAACUAACUAACUAACAUUUCUUUCUCUGUAACCACUUUUCUCUCCUAAUAAAAGAAUGAACCAGUAAUGCAACUCUCAUUCGACUGACCAAUCACAACUAUUCUAACAGGGAACAGUGGCCCAGGGGUGAGGGUGUUCUUCCUCUUUGAUAAUGUCCAAAUAAAUCCUUCUCACCCCUAGCAACUUUUGAAAUGAGGAACCACUUUCUUUGACUGACUAAUUGUAACCAUUCUAACAUGUAAACAGUAGCCCAGGGGUGAGGGUGUUCUUCCUCUUAUGAUAAUGUCCAAGUCAGUCUUUCUUACCGACCACUAACUUGAAAUGAGGGAGGAGGGAAUGCUCGCUGAGUGAAGGAAUGCUCUCUCGUCCUCUCAGAAUCUAACCUUAGGGACUCCAGAUGUCUUUGUAUAACUAGAUCUAGGAAGUGAAUGUUAUUGUGAAAUGUUUUAAUGGCAGUUUAUAUUAUCUGCACUCCCCUUCUCUACUUGAUUCAUCUCAUAAUAAUAUUAAUAAUGACUUUCUCUGCUGUUACAAAAAUAAAAAAGGGGGACACAUCUCUGUAAUACUAGAUGUAGGAGUUGAAUUUUGUUGUGACAGGUUAGCGAAGACAUGGAAAAAGGCGGUGGAGGAAGAUAUGAGGAGGCUGAACACCACGGAAGAAAUGGCUAUGGACCGGCAACAGUGGAGGAGGCUCAUGUCCCGUCCAACCCCGCCAUAGGGAAUAAAUGGACGUUAACCGAUGAUGAUGAUGAUGAUGUGAUAGGUUAUAGAAGUGGUGACUGUUCCUCUGCCAAUGUUAAGAAAGGAUAAGGAGAUGCAUGGUAUAACAAAUUCCUGUCUUUAUUAAUCUCUGUACAAUGUUAAAUAAAUAAAUGAUCAAUGAGGUUCUCGACACGAAUUAUGGCAAAGAAAACAAUGGCUUACUUAUGUCUGUGUGGGGUUGGAAGACAAACUUAACAAUGUCUUACGGCUGAGUGAAGACAGCUUAAUAUAUUGCUUGUAAAUGUAUAUAAAUAGUGAGUUUAUUUAAUGGAGAAA
This is a messenger RNA of Eriocheir sinensis (Chinese mitten crab), 6807 nucleotides long. Its product is annotated as armadillo repeat-containing protein 2-like. Bases 783 to 3842 code for a protein of 1019 amino acids. Lineage: Eukaryota; Metazoa; Arthropoda; Malacostraca; Decapoda; Varunidae. Gene Ontology annotation, molecular function: protein binding. The record is from RefSeq and is a predicted model, not a curated record. Gene Ontology annotation, biological process: cilium organization. The transcript is spliced from 19 exons.